GUACAACAUGGACCAGGCAGCUUCAUAUUCCCAAUCCGGUGCUUUACUUACAACAAUUACAUGACCGAUGACAGCUGUCUACUGUAAUGGCGAGACCUCGUUUUAAUUUGCCGUAAAAUUCGCAUUCAGCGGCCUGUGGUACGUACCAGACCAAGAUUGGAUGGCAAGAUGGAUGCAUCGGCCUACCUUACCCAAGGACGAUGCGUUUGCCCCGCAAGCCUACCCAAAGGUCGGAGCCUAUUGGGUUACCCAAAUGACCGUCCUUACAACGAUGCCGUGUUCAGCUGUACUUGGAGGGCUCGAGCCGGCAGAGGAUGUGUCGUCACAGCUUGGGAAAUGGCCGCAAUGCACCGAGCCGCCCCCGUCACACUCAACGCACGCGAGCGGAGGAGUGCGGACGGACAAGAGUGACAAAGGACAAGUCCAGACUGUUCGAUGCCGCCCGCUUCUCCGGGGACCUCAUUCGCCAAUGGCAUCUCUACCAAGUGGCUACCUCAGCGGUUUGUCAAGUCACUAUCGGCGAUGAUACUCAUCCUUGCGGUCUCGGAUCAGGCCACUCGAGACGAGCGCAUCUAUAAGUGUCGGUAUUAUAGAUAGGUAUGUAUCACUCAGGUUUUACGGUUUGUCUGCACAUCGAGUUGGAGUAGGGGCAUGGAGAAAAAUCUUCCCUGUCAGUGAGAGUUGAUCAAGUCUUUUUUGUCCCAACAUUCUCUUCAUUGCCGUGAUCGAUCCAACAAUAAUAAGUUUGUACCACUUUGAUGCGGUAUUACAGUUUUUUCCAAGAAAGGAAACUUUAGUAGGACAGGUUAGCCUGUUUCCACUGCUUUUAUUGUUCCCCUAGGCUUGCCCAGCCCCGUCGCCUUUGUAUUAUCUAGACUGACUGCAAGCGAGCGUUUCGCGCGAAGACGCGAACUGUUGGCGAAGCAAAGUAGACGUUUGGGAAAGUUGCGCAUUAAAAAAAAAAAAAAAAAAAUUGCAGAUCACGAAGAUGCAGUGUCGUCAACUGCAUAGGACCCAUUUUGAGUCAUGGAAUUGAGUCGUUGACUUUUUCUUCUUUCUCUCUUUAAGUUUUGACUUUGGUUUUGACUUUGAUUUUUCUCCUGCAGUCCGAUACAGUUUGGUUUAGUCCCGCCUCUCUGGUCCAAGCCCACACUGAAUGCAUCAUACAUGAACCCUUUUGCGUUGACGGCUGCGCUUCCGUGGUGGAGUAUCUCCAAGUGGUUGACGCAGUACCGGAACUUGCGGUGUGAACGACGACGAGGUCCGGCAUUCUUCAAUCGAAGCUGCAACCACAAACCUACUACUGUAGAAAGCUAGGGUUAAUCCUGUGACAAACAACUUGAACCGGACUAGACCAGGGGCGCGGGGGACCGGAUGUCUGUUCAGCCUCCAUACCGGUAGACGGUUUUCACUUUCUGUUGCAUGCAGCCUAGAACUUUUUUUUUUUUAUUUUUUUUUAUUUUUGCUUUUCCGGCCCUUUCUUUCAUCGACCCGCAUUCUCACGUUUAGUUCGAGG
Molecule: messenger RNA, 1516 nt
Organism: Pyricularia oryzae 70-15
Lineage: Eukaryota; Fungi; Ascomycota; Sordariomycetes; Magnaporthales; Pyriculariaceae
Exons: 2
Coding region: 161-526 (121 amino acids)
Source: RefSeq, a predicted model, not a curated record